This is a messenger RNA of Macrobrachium nipponense, 9643 nucleotides long. It is a transcript of the gene ZnT63C, whose product is annotated as proton-coupled zinc antiporter SLC30A1-like. The transcript has 9 exons. The record is from RefSeq and is a predicted model, not a curated record. NCBI's taxonomy places the organism in Eukaryota, Metazoa, Arthropoda, Malacostraca, Decapoda, Palaemonidae. Bases 534 to 1826 code for a protein of 430 amino acids. Gene Ontology annotation, cellular component: membrane. Gene Ontology annotation, biological process: detoxification of zinc ion; zinc ion transmembrane transport; intracellular zinc ion homeostasis. Gene Ontology annotation, molecular function: zinc ion transmembrane transporter activity.
CUCCCGGCCUGCUUCACUCAGUUACUUCACUGCCGUCGGAGUGGCAGAUACACCUUAUCGAUUCUUUGUCCUGUCCGUAAACUGCCCACCUCCCCCCUUUUUUAUCCUGAAUUUUGUUGACAUUCUUAGCAAGCAUAGUUAUUUUGUGGGCCCAGUGAAAUUAGCUUUUGUAUUUUGUAAUAUCCCAUCUUUUUAUUUUGCUGUUGUCUGUUCACCAGUUCAAUCUUUCUGUCGUGUCGAAAAGGUGGUGUUGAUAAAAUUGUCUGCCAAUUUUCGAAUCGUGUUUGAGAUUUUGUCUCGCAAACAUUGGAAGAGUUAUUUUUUUUUAUUCUGUGGGAUAUGUCCCGUAACCUCAACCUCAAACAUUGGAUUUGAGCUGCAGAUAAUUUCAUGAUUUGUGUUGGAGUGUGUGUGUAUGUUUUUGUGUGCAGCCUUGAAAAAAUCAAUAGGAUAGAGCCAUCCCUGCUCUAGCCACCAGCCUUAAUUAAGCCAAAUCAACUAGAAGACAGACAGAUACACAGUAACAAGCAAUCAUGGGUCGCUACACUGGAAAGAAAUGUCGCCUGCUGACCAUGUUCACCAUGACAGCAUCUUUCUUCCUCGUCGAGCUGUUGGUUGGGUACAUCACCAACUCUAUGGCCCUGGUGGCUGAUUCUUUCCAUAUGUUGAGUGAUGUGCUGGCCCUCAUCAUAGCCUUUCUCAGUGUUAAGAUGUCACCCAAAAAAUGGAGCAAAAACACCUUUGGAUGGGCCCGAGCAGAAGUCUUGGGAGCCCUUGUGAACAGCGUGUUUCUCAUGGCACUCUGUUUCUCAAUAUUUGUUGAAUCACUAAAUAGGUUAUAUGAGCCCGAGGCGCUGCAUAAUCCGAAGCUGAUCCUCAUAGUUGGUGUUUGUGGUUUAGUUGUCAACAUAAUAGGAUUGGCCUUGUUCCAUCAACAUGGCCAUGGCCAUAGUCAUGGUGGACACAGUCAUGAUGAAGGUGGUCACAAGCACAGACACAAGAAUAAGAUUGUGACCAUCAAUGCUCUGGUGGCCACUGAUGAUAAUGAAAAUGAUGAGCGCUUCACUCCCAGUUCACUGUCCAACACAGAAAGCCAAGGCAAAAAGGGAGGUGGUGCCUCCCAGAUGAAUAUGAGGGGUGUGUUCUUACAUAUAUUAUCAGAUGCCUUGGGGUCAGUUAUUGUCAUCAUCAGUGCCUUGGUGGUAUGGUUGACUGAAUGGGAAUACUCCAAGUACAUUGAUCCUGGACUUUCCUUGUGUCUAGUCACACUUAUUAGUAUAAGCACUUGGCCAUUAUUGAAGGAUUCAGCUCUCAUCCUUCUGCAGACGGUUCCUACUCACAUUCAGGUGGAUGGCAUUCAGAAGCAACUCUUGAAUGUAGAUGGUGUUUUGGCAGUUCAUGAAUUCCAUGUUUGGCAAUUGGCAGGGGAGAGAAUUAUUGCUUCUGCUCAUAUCAGGUGUCGCAACCUCAAGGACUAUAUGGUUCUAGCAGAGAAGAUCAAGAAAAUGUUUCAUGAAGAAGGAAUACACUCAACAACUAUUCAGCCAGAAUUUGUUGAGUUUGAGGACGACAAUCUUUCAGCUUCCAUUGAAUCAGCAGAGGAUUGCAUUCUAGAUUGCCCAUCCAAUGAUAAGGAUGGAUGUGCGGCCCAGACAUGCUGUGGGGUCUCCAAACAGAAUGAUGCAUCCCCCAUUACCUCUACUUGUCGUCAGCGCACUAACUUGGAGGCUAACAGUGAAAAUCAGCCAGAAAAUUCUGUUGAAGGUGCUAUGGAAGGUGGCUACCUUCUAGUUCCUACCUCUGUCAGUCAUGUCUCAUCAGUUUGACAGUGGCCCUUCUCUAGCCAGGAAGAUGAAUCGGCAGAUGACUGACAGUAACUGUCAGUCAGGGAUCUAGCAGGACUAUCCUUGAGGACAAAUUACUAUAGGAUCCUCCCUAACAAUCCCUGAUGUGAUAAGAGAAAACUUUCAAGAGUUAUACUGUACUGUAGCUACUCAUAAACUCUUAUGGUUGUGAGCCCCAAAACCAUGUUGAAGAGCAUGGCGUUUUGAUACUGUAUAGUAAACAUAAUUAUUACAUUUUUCUGAAUUAUUAUUUUGCUAAACAGCUUAUAGAUCAAAAAGACCAAUGUUGAAUAAGUGAGGUGCAAUGCUAUUGUAAAUAUUUAUAAUCAGUGCAGUAUAUCACAUUUAAGAUUGAUGAAUGAAUGUUGAUGGUUUUUUCACUUUGAUGUGUGGAAGUACAAACAGACUCUUUAAAAAGAGACAAACCCUUCAACUGCCAAACCAAUUGGGGAAAUACACAUUCAGAGUAUGCUGCUUCGCUAAUUAUAUUGUUUUUCUUUUUAAGGGGGCUGUAUACACUUUUUUUCUUUAGAAAAGGACAGCAACUUUACAGCAAACAAUGCAACACAUAUGUCAUACGUAAUUAGUUUGGAGGUUGCACAAUUUCUUAAAUUUCAGAAUAGGAAGACAAUGUGUAUUUUAGAUUUUCUCAGACUUCAGGGUAACAACUUUCUGAAGAUUUUAGAUUUUCCAAAAUUUCAAAAUGCAAGACUAUUUCAAAGUUUUAAUUUUCCUAAAUUUAAAAAUUUCAUGACAAAAAUGGGUUAGGAAAUCUUGUGUAAAGUAAAAAAUUAAAACUAGGCAAAUACUGUACUGCAAAUAUUAAAUACAAUAAUUGUAGUGUGCAUUUAUUUGUACAUGAGAAAUGUCUUGGAACAGAGUGCAGUAAAACGUAAAACAAAUGAAAACUAAGGAAACAUCUUAUUAUUCUGGAAUCAGCUGGUGACGUGCCAUUCUGUACAAUAUUUGUUCAAUUUCAUGAUAACAAACUUUGUAAUUAAGGGGGUAUACAAUGCUGUACAAGUUGAAAGAAGCUAGAAGGAAGUGCAGUGUUAAUUUUUAAUGGCCUCAGGAUGAUUAUUGUUAGCCAACAGGAGAUUACAUAAGUAAAGUGUCAACAAAGCCAUAAUAUAGUAAGUGGAGAAUUGGGUAGAUUAAUUUCUUAGUGUUUCUGCCCUAAUGCUAAUAAUAUACAGGUAUAUGGUAGGUUUCUCCAGUUUUUAUACAAUUCAUGUGUAUAAGCAUUGAAAAGCAUUUAGUUUUUCAAAAACAAACUUGUGGCAUUCCAUAUCGUUGUUUUUGUUGCUAACAAAGGUAUGAUAUGGUACAUAAUGAUGUAUUUCUUUUCUUUUGAUUAGCCUGCUCUUCUUGAAUAGCUUCUGUUGAUUGAUAGCUUUCAUGUGACUAUUAAAGGAUAAGUGGCAGGUGUAAUAACACCUGCAGUUUUAAUACUGAACAUAGUGAACUUACUUUUCAUGUACAUAUACAGAAUAGAAAGCUAUCCAGACUACUGAACAUAAGACAGAUCUCACUUGAAGUGAGGGAAAACUGUGUUUUGUGCCACACAUUGGACCAAACUUAAGAUAGGUGGAUCUGGCCAGGCCAGAACCACAUAAUACAACUAGUCCUGAGAGUUGCAAGAAAGUAAGAGAGGAUUACAGUAUGAGUAUCAGGCAGGAACUCAUAUUUAAGUGGAAGAGAUAAAUGCCGUAUUUUGAUAUAUUUUUUGUUGUAUUUGUAAUUUAUGUGUGAAUGGAUAUUGUUGGAAGUGAUACAACAGAAGAUGAAGUUAUGGGUAUUAUAAUAAAUUACAAAUACUUUUUGUUUAUUUUUUUCAGUACAGUGUUGCCCAUGUAUUUAAUAAGCACUUUGUACACUGACCUGACCUUGUGCCUCAUAAAACUUAGUUUAGGUAGACAUUUUUAAAACUUUUGAUAAAGACAGAUUAUUUAUGUAGUUUCUGAAGACUAACCAAAGCUGUUUUAUAUUUUUAAUUGUUUAUUGAUGUUUCUUAUUUUUCUCUUGUAAAGAGAAGUGUUAUCUUAAAUUUAUAUUUAAGGUGUAAGAGUUUUGUGAGAUAUUUUUCCCUCUGGCUGCUUAUGUAAAACCUGUCAUAAGGUAAUAUGUAGGCUGUUUGUACUUCAAACUCAAGAGUAAUUCUCCUUUCCUGCAGCUUGAAUAUUCACGGUUCUUGUUAUAUAUUUACCAUCUUCUGAAAAAGUUAGUUUUAUAGGAUCUUGUAAACAAAUUUCAUUUACUACUAGUAUAUUAUUGACUAUGAUAUGGUAUAAAAAUGUAAAUUGAAACUAUUCCUGAUAGGAAAUAAAAAUUUAAUUGAAACUAUUCCAGUUAUCUAAAAUAGUGAUAAAAUAAGGGUAACUAUGAGAAACCACCGUUGAACCUGUGUUGAUUUUCUAUAGUAUUACAGUUCCUCUAAGUUGUGUUAUUGUGGAAAGGGUCUCCAUACCAUAUAGCGUUGUAGAAGUCUCAUCACUUAUAUUAAUUAUAGGGCUUUCAAUUUUGCUCUAGCUCGAGGCCCACCACACACCUGGUUAAGAGCAGACAAACUGAGUGCCAAGCUUUCCCUUCCAUUGAUGGUUGGGAAAGUAUGAAUUUGUACUCCCAAAUUUGUUGCAAAACUUGACAUUUACAUACCCAUGAUCAUGAUCAAUAUACAACAGAGCAUGAGGGCCCCAUUAUACAAUUUAUGCCUAGCUCCAAAUCUUCAUUUAGUAUUAUAUGUAGUUUUAAAUCCUUUUAUCCAAUAGAUUAAGUUUUUAUUAUCCAAAUUACAUGAAGCCAGUACUAUUCAUGUUGAAAUACAUUGGGUGUGCUUUGUUAGGCAGUAAGCGAAUAGAAAUGGUGAUAAGUAGUUAUUCCAAAAACUAUGAGCAGCACGGACAGCUAUUCUUGUCACUGACUUUUUACAUUAUGAUCCAUUAUCUUAUCAGUAGACACAUUUAGGUAGUAAUUAAUCAGGUGAUAAGAAAUGGAACUUACAGCAUGGUUGUCAUGUUCUUCAAUCCAAAAAGAAUAUUGUAUUAAAGUUCUGUAAUUUUAUCCAUGUUCAAAUUGAUCACACUUGUUGACCCAUGGAUAUUUGAUGAAUAACCCAAUCCCAAAUGCAAAGAAUGUAUAACACUUAAAAUCAAAAAUAUCUUGUGAAGGACCAAUUUUCAUUAAAUUUUUAUUGUCGUUAUAUAUUUAAAUAGAUUAAGUAUAUUUAUUAAGAACAAAUCCUUUUAGGCCAGCCUUGAGUUAAUAUGUUAAUUUAGUGGUCUGGUUAAAAUGGUCUUUUAAUAAUUGGUACAUUUUUAUUGAUUUGUAAGUCCUUUAAUCAUGAUCUUAUAUAUUUAUGAAGAACAAACUCUUGGGCCAGCCCUUAAGUUGAAAAAUGCUAGCUCAGUAAUAAUAAUAAUGCAUAGUACAUAGUAGUAAUAGUAAUAAUAGUAGGAUAAUCAUCCGGGACUUACACAGUCAAAGAAUGAGUUUGACAGUGAAAGAGACAUCUCUUCCAUUACAAAUCAUUACUUUGCUCUUUGAAGUAGGUACUAUAUGGCACUCGGUUUGUCCUUGCUUAUCCAGUUAUGUACACUCGGCAAGGAAAGUUAAGAUACAGUUUUUUUAAAUCUUCGGACAUAUGUUGUUCAAUAAUGCCGCACCUGGCAACUCUAGAAAGGGGGCAGAGCUUCAAAAUCAUAGCGUUUGUUGCUUUAUAGGUUUCCAUUACCCCUUAAACGCCGAAGCGGUAUUUUAAAAAUCGUCUCCCGUAUGCCGGCGGCGCUCACUCGUAAAAGCGGAAAAAAUGUUUUUUCAAAAAAUCACAGUACGCUUAGUUUUCAAGAUUAAGAGUUCAUUUUUGGCUCCUUUUUUUGUCAUUGCCUAAAGUUUAGUAUGCAACCAUCAGAAAUGAAAAAAAAUAUCAUUAUCAUAUAUAAAUAUUGGGAUAUAUGACAUCACAAAAAAAAUUUCAUAUAUAAUUGUAUACAAAUCGUGCUGUAAGCAAAAUGGUUAAAGCUAACGAGUUAAUUUUUUUUUUGUAUUGUACACUAAAUUGUGAUAAUUUUGGUAUAUAACACAUUGUAAAACUAUCAAGGCAACACAGAGAAAAUAUUAUCACAAAAGGAUGCAUGAAUUCGUAAUGCGCGGACAUAAAAAAAAGAUGUUUUAAAAAAUUCACCAUAAAUCAAAAUAUUGUGCUAGAGACUUCCCGUUUGUUGCAAAAGGAAGGUAAUUGAUUGAAUAUUAGUAGACUGUAAGUGUUGUAGCUUACAAUUGCAGUUUUCGACCAUUUCGGUCUAGUUAAAUUUGACCGAAGGACGAAUUUUUUCUAUUUAUCGUUAUUUAUAUGAAAAUAUUUCAAAACUGAUAAAAGCUACAACCAUGGGUUGUUUAUUGUUGUAUUCUACAUGAAAAUGUGCACAUUUUCAUAUAUAAAACUUUAUGUAACGGCUAAUUUAAAAUGGUGCAAACAUUACAACAAUCGGACAAAAAAAAAUAAGAUACCGCGCGGACGUAAGGAAAAAGUUUAUUUCAUAAAUUUACCAUAAAUCAAAAUAUUGUGUUAGAGACUUCCAAUUUGUUGCAAAAUAAAGGUAAAUAUUUGAAUAUUACUACAAUGUAAUAGUUUUUGCUUAUAAUUGCGUUUUUUUACCAUUUCGGUCGAGUCAAAGUUGACUGAAGGUUGAAAUUUUGGCACUUAUCGUUAUUUAUAUGAAAAUAUUUCAAAACUGAUAAAAGCUACAACCAUGGGUUGUUUAUUGUUGUAUUCUACAUGAAAUUGCACACAUUUUCAUAUAUAAAACUUUAUGUAACAGCUAAUUUAAAAUGGUGCAAACAUUACAACUAUCGGACGAAAAAAUUUCUGAUUUUUUUUUGGAAGAGUUACCGCGUGGACGUAAGGACAUGUCCAAUUUAGCAGUUCUCUGGUAUUAUAGCAAUAUUUUACUAGAAAUAACGCUAAACGGACUUAUUUCACUGGGCGACACGGCUUCCCCCUCGCCCAGAAAUAGAUUUUUCCUACGUCAAAAUCCCUUUUUUCAUAAAUUCACCAUAAAUCGAAAUAUUGUGCUAGAGACUUCCAAUUUGUUGGAUAUUACUAGAAUGUAAGAGUUUUAGCUUUCGGCUUACAACGCGUCUCAAGAACGGAAUCCCCGUCGUAACCAGGGGACUGUCUGUACUUAAUUUCAUUAUAUAUUCUUUGGGAGAUUGAGUGGUAAUAUAUAUUUUUAAGGUAUGUUUUAGAAGUAGAUAUAGAGAGAGAGAGAGAGAGAGAGUGAGUAUUGGUGACGGACUUGUGACGGGGGAAAGAGCACUGAGUCGGUGCAUAGAUACCUGGGAAACAGGGUGAUAUGACUGCCGAGAUCGUGCUGCACUAUGCUAGAUAAAAUUUGAAGGAUCAUAAUAUUCAAGUUAAUUCUCUAAGAAAUUCAUACCCUAAUCUUGAUUUCAUUCGACAGUUGCCGUAGCAUUCAAAGAUUGUAAAAAGAUGUGGAAAAUUUUAUACAGGCUGCAGUCAUUCUUGCCCUCUUGGUAUAGUCUGUACUUAUGAAAAUCGGUUUUCAUCCACAAAUCAUUCACGAAAAAGUGUGUUAAGUAAAAAUAUUCAUUACCACAAAUAACUCAAUAUGUAUUGCGCAGACAAUUAGUUUUAUAUCGUGCAAAAAAUGUUGAUGUGCUGGGAGAUCUUUCUGCCUCGUGGCAAAGAAAUACAGUCGUGUAGGGCUGUAGGCUACUACAAACUGCUUUGUAAUGGGAGCAUAUAGCCAGAUAAUCUUUGAGCUGACAUGCUACUUUAACCUUGAUAAAGAUUUAUGUUUAAAGACAGUAUCUUUGCAAAGAGCAACUAGCAUUCGAUCAAUGUCAACGUCAAAGUAAUCAAAGUGUGAAAUCCGUUACAUAAGCCAGUAUCCAGUGACUUGCGCUUUUCCACUUGAAGUUCUAGGGCUCCACCUCACAUCAUAGAAAACGCUCUUAGCUGUCGGAACAUUGACUGCCAUUGACAUCAGCUAACUGUUAUAGCUUUGGAAUACAAACAUGAGUUUGUAGAAACUAAAAUAAUUGUUUUCACCACUUACGAUGAUGCAAUAAUAUCACCGUUCAUGAAGGAAAACGAGUAAAUAUUGUCGUUGUGAUACAUAGUACUACAAACAGAAAUUCACAUUCUAUCUACCAGAUCUCUAUGAAUGAAUCCAUCUGAGAAAUUCCAAUUACUUCGGACAUAUAUCGUGUUUAUAAGUAUCUGAACGGUUUUGUUUUGCAGUUUUAACUUCUAUGAUAUAAUUUGCAGUGUAUUUUCAUGUUCUAAAGUAAAUUUAGCGAUAUUAUGUCUUUUUAGUAAAAACAAAUGGGAAAUUUGAUGAACGAAAGCUAAUGAAAACUGUAUCUUCACUUUUCUUGUCGAGUGUACAUAAACGAAUUUAAGCUUUAAUUAAAAAAAAAAAUUUUUUACUGAGUACCUUGGACCCCUUGUCUUUUUACUCCAUUGAGUCAGUCAUUGAUGUUUCAGAUGGUCUGGAUUGCCAAGUAUCACUAGAAUGAGGGAUUUUCAAUUUCCAAUAUGUAUAAAAAGAGCAAACAAUGAUGAGAAAAAAAAAAAAACUCCGGCAGAAUAGCAGGCUUUGUGGAUGGAUGGUAGAACCUGUCUGUUAACUUGUCAACACAUGCAGCUGGUAUGUAUUAGGAAGGUAGUAAUGGAUAAAGAGAGAGCAGCAACAUCCUGGUAAAAAUGGUGAGAUUCUUUGACUAAUGGUAAAUAAGAGCACUAUCCCAAUAGCAAACCAUGAAAACUGAUGUGUCUAAGGCUUGUGAUUCUCUAUACCACAGAUAUUCACAUGCAAAGAAAAUUGAAUUUAAAGAGAUGAGACUGCAUAUUGUUGUGAUUUAAGCCUGGAAGUCAUUAGAAGUUCAUUUUACUUGUGAGGAAGCUGCUAAGCAGUGAGAUCUAGAGGCUAGAAAUUACACCAAGAGCCGCAAGAUGAGAUUGUUUUUGGGGAUGUGAUGAGAAGGUAAGUAAGAGCAGUUAGUGAUCCACGUAGGUAUAGUGAUAGGAUGAAAAUCAGCAUGAAAACUUAUAAGAUCAAGGAGAAUGAGCCUGGAUCUUAAGGGAAUUUAGGCAGAAAAUGCACCGGACAGAAGAAUGGUGAGGUCGUUCUUCCAACUCCAAUAACGAAAUCCUGACAUAACACCGAUAGCAAAUGAGAGGAUCAACUCAGUGUUCACUUGUUCCUUUGAGUUCAUGUUUUGACUGAUAAAAUGUAGUUCUUUAAAAUUUUUCAACUUUUCACUUGCUGAAAGUUAAUGUAAAAACCUUAAGUUAAAUGUAGUGAGGCGAUUUCUUUUUCUUCAUUAUCCAGGGUGGUAUUUUUAUAAAUUUCAUUAUUAAAAAUUAAUAUGUAUCGUAUAUAUUAUUCCUGUCACAUUUGCAUGCCUUUUAUUCCUAUUUUUUAAAAAUGCAAAUUUCAUUCAUUGCCAAAUGUAAUAGACUUUUGAGAAAUUACUCUUGGGUUUGUUAUGAAAAUAGCCUUGGAGCAAUAGGAUAAAUCUUUAUGCUAAAACGUUACCUCAGGGUGUGGCUGGAACUGCUGUGUGUAUCAAGCAAAUUGGUUACCUGUAUACAGUAAUUUUUUUUAAUGGUAAAACCAGUUGACUGACACAUUCAGUGUAUCACACCAUAAUUAUCGUACUGUACAUUUUUGAGGAUAAAUGUGAUAGAUAUUGUAUGUCAGUGUAAGCAUCAGCUUUCGGGAUAUUCAGUUUUGAACCGUGUUAAAAAGGGAUUAAAUAUAAGCAGAGAAUUA